AUGGAUCUUAUGAACCGCGUCUGUAAGCCAAUGUUGGAUAAGUCGAUGAUUGUUUUCAUCAACGAUAUCCUUGUAUAUUCAAAAAGUGAAGCGGAGCAUGGAUGUCACUUGCGUGAAGUACUUGAAACGCUUAGGCGUGAGAGACUUUGUGCAAAGUUUUCGAAAUGCGCCUUCUGGCUACGUGAGGUACAGUUUCUGGGACAUGUUAUUAGUGCCGAUGGAAUUUCAGUAAAUCCGUCCAAAAUAGAAGCUGUGUCUAACUGGAAACCUCCAAAGAAUCCAUCAGAGAUUAGGAGUUUUCUAGGUCUUGCGGGCUAUUAUCGGAGAUUUAUACAAGAUUUCUCCAAAAUUGCAACUCCAUUAACUAAGUUGACCCGUAAUGAUGAGAAAUUUGUAUGGGAUAGUACACAAGAAGAUGCCUUCCGUAUCCUUAAAGAAAAAUUGACCAGUGCCCCUGUGCUAACGUUACCAAAUGGGACUGAAGAUAUGGUAUUUCAGAUGCAUCCCAGCUUGGUCUCGGAUGUGUACUUAUGCAACGAGGAAAGCUGA
This is a messenger RNA of Helianthus annuus (common sunflower), 549 nucleotides long. RefSeq lists its product as uncharacterized. Bases 1 to 549 code for a protein of 182 amino acids. The record is from RefSeq and is a predicted model, not a curated record. NCBI's taxonomy places the organism in Eukaryota, Viridiplantae, Streptophyta, Magnoliopsida, Asterales, Asteraceae. The transcript has a single exon.